This is a messenger RNA of Zea mays, 4243 nucleotides long. RefSeq lists its product as uncharacterized. The record is from RefSeq and is a predicted model, not a curated record. The transcript has 3 exons. NCBI's taxonomy places the organism in Eukaryota, Viridiplantae, Streptophyta, Magnoliopsida, Poales, Poaceae. Bases 523 to 3582 code for a protein of 1019 amino acids.
AAAGGAAACGUGUGAAAAAUAACGGCCGAGGUGGAGGCCCGUGCGCGCUCUCCCGGGCCGAGCAAUCCCAGGCUGGGCCGGCCGUCCACCGCAUCCCCCUUCCGUUCACGCCUUCACGGUCGUCUCAGCAACCAGCUCGGACCCGUUUCGCUCUCCGAGUCUCCGACGGCUCACGACUGGUGUGUCUCACCCCACACUCGCUCGCUCUCCGACGACUGGUGGGCCGCCGCUGCCCUGCGCCAGCCGCCAGGUGCUGAGGCCUUCGUUGAUCUAUUCGCCAGCGACGAGCGCCCACCAGGCAAGCUUCUGCUGCUCUGCAUGCAAUGAUGAACUAAUGAUUGUUGUUGAUAACAGAAACUUGCUGUUGGUUUUUGUUCACAUAUUACUAUUGGCAGCCAAAGAGUUCUACAACCUGCAUUGCACAUCUUAUUAUUAGAUAACUAAUCCUGUGAUUACUACUAUACUGUGCUAGCCACUUCAUAGUCUAGCAUUUUUGCAACGAUACCAACUUCACGUGUUUACAUGGAAUGCAACAGAGAUGAAGCUGCUAGAGCAAAAGCUCUGGCAGAAAGAAAAAUGAUGGACAUGGAUUUUAUUGGUGCAAAAAAGAUGAUUAUGAAGGCGCAGCAACUCCUCCAAGAAGUGGAUGACGUUGACAUUCCAAAAAUGUUAACUGUUUGUGAUGUUCAUUGUGCUGCUGGAGCUAAGGUGAAUACUGAGAUUGAUUGGUAUGGAAUACUGCAAGUACCUGUAAAUGCUGACGACGCACUGAUAAAGAAACAGUAUCGUAAGCUUGCCCUUUUGCUACACCCUGAUAAGAAUAAGUUUGGAGGUGCAGAGGCAGCAUUCAAAUUAGUUGGAGAAGCAAACAUAACUCUUACAGACCGGUCAAAACGUUCUGUGCAUGACAUGAAAAGAAGAACAUUCAGGAGUGUUACAGCAAGACCCAGUCAUCAGCCACCAAAAAGACCUGCACCUGCUAGAUCUAGUUCUACUCCUGUGAAUCUCCAUACUAUGCAUCAGCAACAUCAGUAUCAAGCCUCAGAUCCUACAGGGCCGCAAACAACAUUCUGGACUAUUUGUCCAGCUUGUGGCAUGAAAUAUCAGUACUACCUCUCGAUCUUGAAGAAGGUUUUGCGCUGUCAGAAUUGUUUGAAGUCAUUUAUCGCACAUGAUUUGAAGGACCAAGCUAUUCCUUCUGGUGCAAAUCAGCGAUCUGCCGGGGUUUGGAAAAAUGCAGGCACACCACAGAACUCUGCAGGACCUCAAUCAAAUGUCACUGGUCAGAAAGGCUGGUCUGCCACUUCAGGAGUUCAUGUUAAUACCAGUUCUCAUCAUGCUAAUGUGAAUACAAAGCGGAAAGCUGAUGGUAACGCAGGUGGACUGAAAAACAAAAUGAAAUCUGCACAGUCCACCAGGAAACCUUCAAAAGCUUCAUCAAGUGCUGGAUUGAAAAGGGGCAGGAGGGCGGCAUUUGAAUCCAGUGAAUCUAGCAUAUCAGAAACCAGUAGCGACAGUGAGGAAGAGAUUCUAAAACAUGGUCCUUCUGAAAAUAGGGCAGGGCCAGGUCAACAAACUCGCAGAUCUAGCAGGCAGAAGCAAGAAGUUAAGUAUAAUGAGGAUAGUGAUGAUGAUAAUUAUGAUGCUGAAGAUGGUAACACAGUUGAGGAUGAUUUUUUUGGCUCUCCUGCUUUGAAAAGGUUGAGAAAAGGUGGCCUGUUCCAUGGCGAUCACAGUACUAAAACAGCAAAGCUGAAUGAAGACACCACUGGACAUAAUGGUGUGAGUAGCUGCAGUAACAUAAAAGGUAAAAAGAAUGGUGGUUUGCCAUGUGAAGAGAAAACUUCCAAUUGUGUUGAGCAGAUGAAGAGAGAACCAAUGCAUGUUGGAGAAAAUAGUGAUGGCAAAGAAGAGCUAUUUCAUUCUAUCAGGAACAAUGGUCUUGGUCUAAACGAUGAUGAUGCUUCAGAUGAUAACAAAUUCACUUUCCCAGAUCCUGAAUUUUUUGAUUUUGACAAACUUCGAGAUGCAAGUCAAUUUAGAGCCAACCAGGUCUGGGCUGUCUAUGAUGAUCAAGGUUGUAUGCCUAGAUUUUAUGCUCGAAUCACAAAGGUAAAAAUGGUUCCAAAGUUUAUGCUAAACUUUAUGUGGCUGGAGUUCAAUCCUGCAAAUAAAGCGGAGGAGGCAUGGUCUUACAGGGGUCUGCCUGUUGCAUGUGGACACUUUACGCAUGGACAGUCAGAGACAACGAGUGAAAUUGGUAUGUUCUCCCAGAUUAUAUCAUUAGAGAGAAGCAAGACAAACAACUUCUAUGAAAUAUAUCCAAGGAAAGGUGAGGUUUGGGCCCUUUUUAAGGGAUGGGAUAUUGGUUGGAGCUCAGAUGCUGGCAAUCACAAAAAAAUGAACCAUCGUUAUGAAGUUGUUCAAGUUCUUUCUGAUCUCAUCACGAGCACUAGCAUUAUUGUCAUGCCACUUGUGAAGUUAAAAGGCUAUGUUAGCUUAUUUGUGCAGUCUGGAGAGGCAGCUCCGUAUGUGAUACCUCAGGGUGACACACUAAGAUUUUCUCAUUGUGUCCCGCAUUAUUUGAUGAGCGGAACUGAAAAAGAAGGCAUUCCAGAAGGAUCUCUUGAACUUGAUCCUGCAGCGCUUCCCUCCAACUUGGAAGAGGCUUUUCCUUCUGCUAACCCAGAAUGCAGUUCUGUAAGAAGUAAGGAGCAUAACUCCAAACAUGCUGGUUUGUCCAGUGAAGAUUGCAAAGAAACCAUGAAUGUGGGGCAGCGGCAACAGACAAAAUCUGUGAAUGCAGGGAUCGCUACAAAAACACCAAAUGAAGAGAAAAUCAAGCAUAACACUCAUCUGCCUGAAGUUACAGAUGUCGAUGACGAUAACAUUUGCCAAACAGAGUAUGUAUGCGCUGAAUCAGAAUUCUAUGAUUUUUCAAGAAUAAGAUUUCUCCAAAAGUUUUCAUCUGGGCAAAUCUGGGCUCUCUAUAGUGAUAUAGAUAAAUUCCCCAAUUACUAUGCAUUCAUACAGAAAGUCGAUCUUAAAAAUGGUACAGUACAAGUUAGAUGGCUGGAUGUCUGUCCUCGAGGAGAAGUGGAGAAAAGAUUGUCCCAAGAAGAACGGACCAUUGGCAUUGGAACCUUUAGGCUUGGCUAUAUCUUCGAUAUGAUGACUUACACUGGUACAGAUCCCUUUUCUCAUCCUGUUAAGGCCAGAGCUACUGGCAGAAAAGGUGAAUAUGAAAUACUUCCUCGUCAUGGUGAGAUAUGGGCGGUUUACAAAAACUGGGAGGCUGUAUGGACUGCACAGGAUUUUGAAAAAUGUGAGUAUGAACUGGUGGAGAUACUUGGCCAUACUGAUUCCUCCAUACAAGUUCAGCUUCUAAGGAAGGUCGAUGGUUAUAAGAUGGUAUUUAUGUCAUACAGAGCAGAGGGUUCUGUGAUGACAAUAAGGAACGAUGAGUACCCCAAGUUCUCUCACCAGAUUCCUUGCUUUCGUCUCACACAUGAAAAAGGUGGCAAGCUUCGAGGCUAUUUGGAGCUUGACCCCUUAUCAGUACCAGAGGAAUUUCUCGACUGAUUCCAUCUGAGAUAAACUUUAUCAACCACAAAUCUGGAACCUUCUUGUGAUGAAGUUUCUGUAACUGAGGCUCAGUUAAUGUUAAGGUCGACAGGUCAACAUUGUUCAAAUGACACUGACAUAAGAUGUCUGGAUUUCAGCAUUCGUAGCACUAACGUUCUUAAGGCUCUGUUCGUUUAGUCCGGAUUGGAGGCCAGAACCAUUCCAACUCAUCAAGCUAAUACAAAUUUGUGAACUAUUCUAAUCCGGAACCAAUCCAGUAAAGUAUUCCGGAAGAACCGAACGGGCACUAAAGGUGGACUACCAAUCUGCACAAUGAAGGCAUUGACUGUUGGACUCUUUGCUGGGUGGCUGUCCUGCAGCUGUAAUUCACAAGCCGAGUAAAUUGUUUGUAGUUAGCUUCAGCUGUAUCUGGGGUUUAUGGUGUAAAAACUGCCACUUCUCUUGUAGUGUACUCUGGUAGUGCUGUAUUUGAGCUGUGGGGUGCCAUCCUGAUUAAUUAUCAGAGUUCUAUUGGCCACCCUUACAGGAACUGAAACAUGAAAUGGAGUCAGCCAGGUCAGGCUCAUCGAUCAAUGUGUUAUGAUUGUGUUGUUUUGCAGGGGACAAGGCCUCUUUCUAUUCGCAUUUCUCUGUAUAUACAAGUUACACUUACACGUCA